AUGAACAACUCACAAUUCCGAAAGCUCGUCCUUGAUACCCCCGCGCGGCAAGGCUCUUCUUCUUCCCCGUCAGAUAAGACUACGCAAAGUCGAAAUGGCGCAACCCCAUCUGCGCUGGGCUCGCGGAUGCGCAGCUCGAUUCCUAUGACACCACGUACAGUAGCAGGUUACAGCAGCUCCAACGACUUUGCUCGCCAACUCGCCGAACGCAACUCUUCCCAAACCACCAAGAAAUUCCGCAGCAGUGCAGCGCCGAAAGGUGCCAAGUUGCCAGAAGGCUAUGUCGACCGCGCGAAACAAAGAGUUGGAGAAGAGGGAGAGGAAGAUAGUGAGAAGGUGCAGAGGGUUAAGGCGUUAGAGGAGAUGAUGAAGCUGCAGCAAAUUGAUGAGGCGACUUUUGAGAAGCUAAGGGAAGAGAUUCUGGGUGACGAGGCGGGGGUGGAGCGGGCGGGGUUGGUGAAGGGGUUGGAUAGGAGUAUGCUUGAGAGAGUUAAGAGGGGAGAGCUGACUACGGAGGAUGUGUUGGAGGGGAGAACGGGGAAGAGAGAGGAAGGACAAGUUGAUACCAGAGAAGAGGAUGUUGAUGAUGAGUUUGAGAGGUUGGAGGAGAGGGAGGUUGAGGCUAUCCAUAAGGAGAAAGAGAAGAAGAAGGGGGAGAUGGCGCCUCCUGCUUUGACGGGGAAGAAGCGGAAUCGAGACCAGAUUUUAGCAGAGCUGAAGGCUGCGAGAUUGGCGGCGAAGGAAGCCGCACAGCCGUCUUUAGGCUCGAGGUUCAAGAAGGUUGGAGAUAGAAGGGGAGAAAGUAGGAUUGAGAGGGAUAGUAAAGGGAGGGAGGUACUGAUUACAGUUGAUGAGGAUGGCAAUGAGAAGAGGAAGGUUAGGAAAGUCCAGGUGCAAAAGCCAGCCGUCGAGAAGGGCCAUGGAUUAUUGAUGCCCGACAAAGAUGCCGUGCCUUUAGGGAUGGAUGUCCCGGAAAUUCUCAAGCCGGCGGAGGUAGAAGAGGAAGAAGAUGACAUCUUCGAGGGUGCGGGAGAUGAUUACGACCCAUUAGCAGAUUUGGAGGAUGAGGAUUCUGAGGAGGAAGGAGAAGAAGGCGAGGUUUCGGAGCCGAAGGAGAAGAAGCCCGAGAAAGAGUCAAUUCUGGAGGAAUCAGCCCCUGGAAGUAUGGCUCCACCACCAAAGCCAAAACAACCAACAGGACCGAGAAAUUACUUUGGCGAGUCCAAACCAGAACCGUCAUCUGAUACCUCUGGACCAAAACCGAUGCUGGAUCCUACAAUUCUUGCCGCACUCAAAAAAGCGUCAACACUCAACCCAAUUUCCAAGGAGGCAGAAAGCGAAGAAGAGGCUGCCAAAGCAGCUCGACGUAAGAAGAUGGUGCAACAAGACGACAGAGAUGCCCAAGAUAUGGACAUGGGUUUUGGCAGCAGCAGAUUUGCAGACGAAGAAGACUUUGAGGAGAAGAAAAUGAAAUUAUCGGAGUGGGGAAGUAAGGAUGACGAUGGCGACGAAGGAUGGAAGGGCGAUGGGAAGGGCAAGCGGAAACGGGGUCCUAAGAAGCGUAAGGGGGAUGCUAAUAGUGCGGCUGAUGUGAUGAAGGUGCUUGAGCGGAGGAAAGCUGAAAAGUAG
Messenger RNA from Hyaloscypha bicolor E, 1629 nucleotides. RefSeq lists its product as uncharacterized. The record is from RefSeq and is a predicted model, not a curated record. Gene Ontology annotation, cellular component: nucleus. The transcript has 2 exons. Lineage: Eukaryota; Fungi; Ascomycota; Leotiomycetes; Helotiales; Hyaloscyphaceae. The coding region runs from base 1 to 1629 and encodes 542 amino acids. Gene Ontology annotation, biological process: mRNA splicing, via spliceosome.